AUGCGCCGGCGCUUUACAAAGACAGAACCCGCAGAGGUGAACAGAACGUGUUCCACAAUAGAAGAGGUUACAGAAGACAUUCUGCCAAUUCUAUAUAGCCAAACUAAUGGCUCGUCCACGGAAAGCCAAAACAUCCAAAUCCCAUUCACAAUCCCGAUUUCAGUCGAUAUACCCGGGUCUGUGACAACAAACCUCGGCGAGAUUUCCUACGACCUCACUGCAUGCGUGAUGGCCGAGAAUGAUACCAUUACAAGCAAGAGGCAGCCCAUCCACUUAUACCGUCAAGGCAUCUCAGAUGAGCCAACUAUUGAAUAUGCACGAUCCUAUCCAAAUUCCAAGGUGGUCACUGAGAUCAGUCUCUCGCAACACCUCCAUUCGAGAACGAAGUCUGAUCUCUCCUUCUCUAUGAAUAUCAAGCUCCGAAAUCCAACGACCCGUGGAGAACGUGCAUCGGAGUUGAAAUGUCCCACAGUCAGAGGAAUUCGGUGCCGGGUAGAAGAAGUCACGAGAUUCCUUGUCAAAUCUGACGAAAGUAACCAAGAAGUUGAGCGUGUAUUUAUACGCGAAAUCUGCAAUGUAAGACAGAAAAGCCACUGGAAAAUAAUUGAGAAGUCCCCUGGAACACAACAGUGCGACGCGUAUCGCAGCGGCUCUGUGGAUGUUCUAUUCGGAUUCACGAUUCCAGAAAAUGCCAACCCAGCACAAAGGACAGACUUAUCUUGCUAUGACUUUGACCCAGGGCAUUUGAAUCCUAGGACGCUACCCCCGGACCUUCUGGAAUAUUACAUGUCCACUACGAAGGAAAAGCUGGUGAUGACGGUUGAGCAUCGGUUGAAGCUUGACUUGUUAACGGGAGAGGACACGUUUGAGCGGAGUACCAUGACUCUUGUCGAUCGCAAGCCUAUACGCGUAGCUCUUAACGCGUCAUUCCCAUUGUUUAUUGGCGGAUGCAACGACAGGGAUAUAGGACCAGCAGUCUUGGAAAGACAUCCUCCGAGGUAUGAGGAAGUUCCUAUAGCGCCUCCCGAAUACCUAUGA
Molecule: messenger RNA, 1038 nt
Organism: Penicillium pulvis
Lineage: Eukaryota; Fungi; Ascomycota; Eurotiomycetes; Eurotiales; Aspergillaceae
Exons: 1
Coding region: 1-1038 (345 amino acids)
Source: RefSeq, a predicted model, not a curated record